Messenger RNA from Physeter macrocephalus (sperm whale), 3639 nucleotides. RefSeq names its product Meis homeobox 2 (gene MEIS2). NCBI's taxonomy places the organism in Eukaryota, Metazoa, Chordata, Mammalia, Artiodactyla, Physeteridae. The transcript is spliced from 12 exons. The coding region runs from base 1063 to 2496 and encodes 477 amino acids. Gene Ontology annotation, molecular function: RNA polymerase II cis-regulatory region sequence-specific DNA binding; DNA-binding transcription activator activity, RNA polymerase II-specific. The record is from RefSeq and is a predicted model, not a curated record. Gene Ontology annotation, biological process: eye development; embryonic pattern specification; brain development.
CUCCGCGCGGCGCGCUCCUCCUCGCUCCCGCUCCCCACUCCCGGGAUGUGUCUCCGCCGUACGACGGGCUAUGGCCACCACGACUUCCGGGUUCCGUCAUUUCGUUCUCCCGCCGCCGACCCGCGCCGCCAAACUGAGGCUCUUCUAUAAGCCAGGCAGCAGCCAACCUGCCAACACCUACUGACACUCACUCAUCUCCCAGAGAGAGAAAGAGAGCGAGAGAGAGCGAGCGCGAGAGAGCGAGCGCGAGUGAGAGCGAGCGAGCGAGCGAGAGAGAGAGGGAGAGACAAAAUACCUACCAGGAAAGGGGGGGAGGAAGUCCAGUUUUUGCAAACUACUCAUUUUUUUUUCUUGAUUUUUCCCCCCCUGCUUUCUUUGAACGCUACUUUAAAGAGAGAGGAUCAUAUUAUAGAUACCGCGGGGGCAAAGCUAAGGAGGGGGGAGGAAAAAUUCAAGAAGCAGAAACCCCUCGCGGAGUUUUACUGGAAGAAAAAAACGGGUCUGAAAGAUUCCUCCUCUUCAUCAUCAUCAACCAUCAUUCAUUCACUACCUUGACAUUCCGGGCUUUGAUUGACAGCUGGAGUGGCAAAAAGCCAUGAAACACGACAGUUCGGUUACAUGUGGGCUGCUGACGGGCCGCUCAUAACCUUCAGUUCGGGGGCUUGACAAUUUUUUUUCUUCUUUUUCUUCUUUUUCUUUUCUUUUUUUUUUUUUUCCAACUGAGGGGAAGAGAAGAGAAAGAGGGGGAAAGGAGGACCGAAGAGGAGGAGGAGGGGAGGGGGGAGGAGGAGGAGGUGGAGGAGGAGGAGGAAGAUCAGGAGGAGGAGGAAGAAGAGGAAAAAAGAGAAAAAGAAGAAAUAUCACAGGAAAAAAAAAACUCUUCGUUGUCUUGCCUGGGCUUUCUUUUUCCCCCCCUAAAAAUAACAUAUUGGAAAACUGGGAGAAGUCUCCUUGGUUUGGAAAAAAAAAAAAAAAAAGGAAUCUUCAGCCUAGAUCACUUUCUUAUCCGGACUGGGAUAUUAAAUAUACGACACAUCCAGGAGUUUAUUGGAGCGCAGACUGAUGGCGCAAAGGUACGAUGAGCUGCCCCAUUACGGCGGGAUGGACGGAGUAGGGGUGCCUGCUUCCAUGUACGGAGACCCUCACGCGCCGCGGCCGAUCCCACCGGUUCACCACCUGAACCACGGGCCGCCGCUCCACGCCACGCAGCACUACGGCGCGCACGCCCCGCACCCCAAUGUCAUGCCGGCCAGCAUGGGAUCCGCUGUCAACGACGCCUUGAAGCGGGACAAGGACGCGAUCUAUGGGCACCCGUUGUUUCCUCUGUUAGCUCUGGUCUUUGAGAAGUGCGAGCUGGCGACCUGCACUCCCCGGGAACCCGGAGUGGCCGGCGGAGACGUCUGUUCCUCCGACUCCUUCAACGAGGACAUCGCGGUCUUCGCCAAGCAGGUUCGCGCCGAAAAGCCACUUUUUUCCUCAAAUCCAGAGCUGGACAAUUUGAUGAUACAAGCAAUACAAGUACUAAGGUUUCAUCUUUUGGAGUUAGAAAAGGUCCACGAACUGUGUGAUAACUUCUGCCACCGGUACAUUAGCUGUUUGAAGGGGAAAAUGCCUAUAGACCUCGUCAUUGAUGAAAGAGAUGGCAGCUCCAAGUCAGAUCACGAAGAACUUUCAGGCUCCUCCACAAAUCUCGCUGACCAUAAUCCUGCAUCUUGGCGAGACCACGAUGAUGCAACUUCCACCCACUCAGCAGGCACCCCAGGGCCCUCCAGUGGGGGCCAUGCAUCCCAGAGUGGAGACAACAGCAGUGAGCAAGGGGAUGGUUUAGACAACAGUGUAGCUUCACCUGGCACAGGUGACGAUGAUGAUCCAGACAAGGACAAAAAACGCCAGAAGAAAAGAGGCAUUUUCCCCAAAGUAGCAACAAAUAUCAUGAGAGCAUGGCUCUUCCAGCACCUCACACAUCCGUACCCUUCCGAAGAGCAGAAGAAACAGUUAGCUCAAGACACAGGACUUACAAUUCUCCAAGUAAACAACUGGUUUAUUAAUGCCAGAAGAAGAAUAGUACAGCCCAUGAUUGACCAGUCAAAUCGAGCAGGUUUUCUUCUUGAUCCUUCAGUGAGCCAAGGAGCAGCGUAUAGUCCAGAGGGUCAGCCCAUGGGGAGCUUUGUGUUGGAUGGUCAGCAACACAUGGGAAUCCGGCCUGCAGGUUUGCAGAGCAUGCCAGGGGAGUACGUUUCUCAGGGUGGUCCUAUGGGAAUGAGUAUGGCACAGCCAAGUUACACUCCUCCCCAGAUGACCCCACACCCUACUCAGUUAAGACAUGGACCCCCAAUGCAUUCAUAUUUACCAAGCCAUCCCCACCACCCAGCCAUGAUGAUGCACGGAGGACCCCCUUCCCACCCUGGAAUGACUAUGUCAGCACAGAGUCCCACAAUGUUAAAUUCUGUAGAUCCCAAUGUUGGCGGACAGGUUAUGGACAUUCAUGCCCAAUAGUAUAAGGGAACUCAAGGGAAAAGGAAACACACGCAAAAACUAUUUUAAGACUUUCUGAACUUUGACCAGAUGUUGACACUCAAUAUGAAAUUCCAGACAGCUGUGAUUAUUUUUUACUUUUUGUCAUUUUUCAUCAAGCAACAGAGGACCAAUGAGACAAGAACACAAAUGUGAAAUCAUGGGCUCACUGAGACAAUUCUGUCCAUGUAAAGAUCCUCUGGAAAAAGACUCCGAGAGUUAUAACUACUGUAGUAUAAACAUAGGAACUAAGUUAAACUUGUACAUUUCUGUUGAUCACUCCGUUAUGUUGCCUCAAAUAGUUUUAGAAGAGAAAAAAAAAAUAUAUCCUUGUUUUCCACACUAUGUGUGUUGUUCCCAAAAGAAUGACUGUUUUGGUUCAUCAGUGAAUUCACUAUCCAGGAGAGACUGUGGUAUAUUUUAAACCUGUUGGGCCAAUGAAAAAAAGAACCAUGCUGGAGACCAUGGUGAACGUCUGGCUGAACCUCAUCCCUCGGACUCCGGCUUCAAGAAUGUGUUUUCAUGCCCGGCCUUUGUUCCUCCAUAAAUGUGUCCUUUAGUUUCAAACAGAUCUUUAUAGUUUGUGCUUCAUAAGCCAAUUCUUAUUAUUAUUUUGGGGGACUCUUCUUCAAAGAGCUUGCCAGUGAAGAUUUAAAGACAGAGCAGGAGCUUCUUCCAGGAGUUCUAAGCCUUGGCUGUGGACAAAACAGUCUUAAGUUGGGCAGCUUUCCUCAACACACAAAAAAAGUUAUUAAUGGUCAUAGCACCACAACUAGGACUUUAUCCGAGACUCAAAGCUUGGAGGAUAAAAAGGAGCAAGAGAAUACUGUAACAAACUUCGUACAGAGUUCGGUCUAUUAAUUGUUUCAUGUUAGAUAUUCUAUGUGUUUACCUCAAUUGAAAAAAAAAAAAGAAUGUUUUUGCUAGUAUCAGAUCUGCUGUGGAAUUGGUAUUGUAUGUCCAUGAAUUCUUCUUUUCUCAGCACGUGUUCCUCACUAGAAGAAAAUGCUGUUACCUUUAAGCUUUGUCAAAUUUACAUUAAAAUACUUGUAUGAGGACUGUGACGUUAUGUUAAAAAAAAAGGUGUUAAGUCACAAAAUGCGGUAAUAAAUAUUUCAUUUUUGA